AUGGACGAUACUUCGAUACAAGGCUCUUCCCGCCCACCUAAAGCCUUCGAGAAGCGUCGCCCACAGAAUCAGUCGGACGAAACUGCGGCUUCUUCGAGAGCUGUCUCCUUGGAGCAGGCCAUUAUAGCUAACCUUCACCUAGAAGAAAGGCUUGGAGCUGAAACUCAAGGAGAAACAAUCGAGGUCUGUCUCGAGCGAAUGCCUUCAACCAAGUCAACAAUCUCCACGGCUUCGUCUUUUGUGAAGCGUCAGCAAGCAGCAGUUGGCGUUGCUGCAAACUUCCGGGAGAUUGGUAUCGGCCCCAUCGGCAAAGCGUCCGAGCAUCCCGGCACCACGUCCGCCUACAAGUUUCCUCUCACGAAGCAGGAUGAUAAGUUGUGGAACAAUUACAUCAUGCACAAGCGAAUCGAGACCGCGUUCAAUUCGCAUAUAUCUGGAUUCCCCCGCGAGCCCAAUCACAUUCUCUGUAUGGAAAGGAUCUUCCCUCUUCCGAAGCCCGUUCGUCACUGUCUAAUUGAGAAGUCCUGUCCGCCUCAAGGACGAGAGCAGUUGAUGAAGAGCGAGGCCAAUAAGGACUGCUUAGUGCGGCCGUAUCUCGGCCGCAUCAAGUAUGGUACGGGCGGCCAGUUCUUCUCUCUGCGAAACUUCAAGCUUCACGCCAACCAGAUCAAGGACCUGGAGAUGAAGCCAGCCGACCUGUAUCUGGGGAUGGCUCAUGAUCUUGGCGUUAUGCACUGGGUCGCCAAGAUUGACGGCAACGAUGUUGAGUUCGUCAUCGGAAGUUUUCCAGUGGCGGAGCAGGUUGUUCGCACUGACUACCGUCUUGUCGAUAUAUUGGCCCUGAAGCCAAUGACCAGCACGCACGAACUUCUGACGCACAAACUCCCUGACUUUGGCCGAAGAGUCACCUCAUUGUGGAUGAUUGACUUCGAUGACUGCCAUGAUAUCACCAUGGAUGACGCGGGCAUUGACAAGGCAGUCAAGGCGUUCAUCGAGACCAAUCACUACUGUCCCCGGCCGAAUUCAGGAGGCGAUUACAUCGAGACCAUGUGGAAAGAUUUCUCAAGCAUGUACUUGUCUUUCAGUAGCACCAUCAUGACGAAGCUGGGCAAGAAGAAUGAGCUGGGAAACCUUCCGGCCAAGUUCGUCGAGAGACUCAAGGUGACAUCGAUCGGAUCUCAACCACCCAACCCUGGCGCUUCUCCCCAAGCAAAGGACCGAGGAGGCACUUCCGGUUCCAGCUCUUCAGCCGGCCGCGGUGGCUCUUCCGGUGGCAAUACUCCUUCUCGUGGCCGCGGCGGCAUUCAUGACAGAAUAAGAAGCACAAAGCCAGAGAUUUUCCUCUCUUCUACUUUUACUCAAUGCGCUUACACACAUUAG
Messenger RNA from Colletotrichum paranaense, 1380 nucleotides. RefSeq lists its product as uncharacterized. Bases 1 to 1380 code for a protein of 459 amino acids. NCBI's taxonomy places the organism in Eukaryota, Fungi, Ascomycota, Sordariomycetes, Glomerellales, Glomerellaceae. The record is from RefSeq and is a predicted model, not a curated record. The transcript has 2 exons.